CCACACGUCUUCAACUACACUCAAAACUGCUGAGCGAGCGAACUACUUUUAACCCGGUCCCCACACCAAAACCGACGCUCUCGGUGGUAAUGAAACCCAGACAGGCAUCAACCAAGCAACAGCAAAUCCUGCUAUGCUCGCGCCGUGCUUCGAGGUCUUCUGCUUCCGCGCUGCUCGGGGAGGGGAGCGGGGAGCGGCGGCGCAGCCCGGGCUCGCCCCGCAGUCCCCGCGGCGGGCGGCAGGAAGGCGCUCGGCGGCCCGGGGAGGCUGCCUGGCUCCCUCCCUGCUUCCCGCCCUCGCCCGGCCGGGGGCCACACCAGCCCUUCUCGGCCGCCGACACGAGCAGGGGCGGCUCGCCCGGCCUGCUCGGCGGGCCCCAGACAAAGGAAGGAAGGAAGCGGGGACGAACCGGGGCAACGAGACGACUGCAGCCCGGCUCCCCCCGGGAGAGCGCGGCCGCCGCAUCCGUGUGCGCUCAGCCGGGGCCAGCUCCGGCGGCGGGCGAAGUGACCCGGAGGGCACCGAGCGAGGCCGGCGUACGAGAGGAAAGAGGGAGAAGCGGCGGCGGGAGGAGGAGAGAAGAGCGGGGCCGGUGGCUCACCAGGAUCCGCUUGAAGAGUCCCAGAAGUCAUAGUGGAAGAAGAGUGAGGUACAAUGGAAAUGGUGUCUGGAUCAUGGCAUCUCUAAUGGCACAUCAUUGUGGGUUCAGGCCUGGCGAAGAUUUCAGGGUGCUGUUUGCUGUGGCCCUUUUGAAGACUGGACCAGCUGCAGGAUUCGAAGGCGGAGGCUGCCUUUGCCGGCGGCAGCGGGGAGACGGGAAGCGCGUUUUCCCGCAGGCAUUCUGGGACUGGAGUGCGCGGGCUGCACUUCCCGUCUGCCAUGGCCCCGCGGCCCGGGCUGCGAUCCGUGCGGCGCCCGGGCGUGCGGACGGUGGUGGAAAAAUAAGAAACAAAAUGAAACCUUUCCAAAAGGUCUGUCUUUUCAAGAGCCUGCUUGCUAAUUGCUGCUGUCACAGCCAACUUGACAGCUGUCUUCUCUCUCCUGUUGCAAAGAAGAUAGGGUGCAUGGUGGGACUGCACAGCCAUGGAUUUUGGAGGCCAAAGCCUUUAUUGGACACAGCUCGAUUCACUCUCUCUUUGAACAGUCAGCACAGGAAAAAACAUCAGAAUUCUCAAGCUUUGUGGAAGCAUGAGGCUGUGCAGAAGUAUCUGGAGACUCUAAGCAAGGAAUACCAGCAGGUUAGUCGUCAGUUAACUGCAGACUCAUUAAAUGACUUUGAGCAAAGAACCCUGAGGAGAAGGUGUGCCGAUCUGUCCCCCAUUGCAGCUGCAUUUCAAGAAAUCAAAGAGGCUGAAAGAGAAGUUCAGGAGUUAGAAGCAAUGUGCACAGAGCUAGACAGCAGAGAUGAGAAACAACUUCUAGAGCUUGCCUUAGAAGAGAAGGAAAGCCUGGAUAAAAAAAUGAACAUGUUGUGCAGAAAGCUUUUCCAGCUUCUAGUGCCAAAGGAAAAAUAUGAUAGAAGUCCUGUCAUAUUAGAAGUGACAGCUGGCAGAACAACUGGAGGUCAGCAAAGCCCCUACAGUGAAGACUGCUUCCAACCUCCAUCCAACUCCAUUAAACCUCUUAUGGGGGACAUCUGCCAACAGUUCACUAAAGAAAUGUUUGAGAUGUACCAGAGCUAUGCCGACUACAAACAUUGGACCUUUGACAUAAUGAACUAUACGCCAGCUGAGAUAGGAGGCUUGCAUCAUGCUGCUGCUCAUAUUUCAGGAGAGAAUGUCUACAGGCAUCUGAAAUAUGAAGGAGGAACUCACCGAGUCCAGCGAAUCCCUGAGACAGGCAUGUCAUCAAGGAUGCAGCGUAUUCACACUGGGACAAUGUCAGUCAUUGUCCUCCCUCAGCCAGAGGAGGUUGAUGUUAAAGUGGAUCCCAAAGAUUUGCGUAUAGAUACGUUCAGAGCCAGAGGAGCAGGAGGGCAACAUGUUAACAAAACCGAUAGUGCUGUGAGGAUUGUGCAUCUUCCUACAGGACUGUCAGUUGAGUGCCAGCAGGAGCGGUCGCAGCAGAUGAACAAGGAAAUAGCUCUGCGGACACUGAGAGCUAAGCUGUACCAGCAGGUCAUUGAAAAGCAGCUCAGCCAAGAGCAGAGCGCCAGGAAGCUGCAGUUAGGAACAAGAGCUCAGUCAGAGAGAAUUCGUACUUACAACUUCACCCAGGACAGAGUCACUGACCACAGGAUCUCAUAUGAUGCACGCAAUAUCAAGGAAAUUCUAAGUGGGAAAGAAGCACUAGAUAAACUGAUCAACAGACUGCUGGAGUUUGCAGAGAUAGAGGCUGUCACCCAAUAUCUAGAAAAUUUGCAGACUUUAGAAGGAGGAGGCUGAAGAGCUCAGGUAGAAUUAAAACAGAAUUGUUGUGUUUCAUAGCCAAAUAAAACAGAUGUGUUUGUUAGAUGAUAUGUUGAUUAAAAGCUAUUUUUCUGUUUUUCA
This is a messenger RNA of Parus major (Great Tit), 2489 nucleotides long. RefSeq names its product mitochondrial translation release factor 1 (gene MTRF1). Gene Ontology annotation, molecular function: translation release factor activity. The record is from RefSeq and is a predicted model, not a curated record. Gene Ontology annotation, biological process: translational termination. Lineage: Eukaryota; Metazoa; Chordata; Aves; Passeriformes; Paridae. The coding region runs from base 90 to 2384 and encodes 764 amino acids. The transcript has 12 exons.